This is a messenger RNA of Hyla sarda, 2135 nucleotides long. RefSeq names its product pyridine nucleotide-disulphide oxidoreductase domain 2 (gene PYROXD2). The coding region runs from base 347 to 2080 and encodes 577 amino acids. Gene Ontology annotation, molecular function: oxidoreductase activity. NCBI's taxonomy places the organism in Eukaryota, Metazoa, Chordata, Amphibia, Anura, Hylidae. The record is from RefSeq and is a predicted model, not a curated record. The transcript is spliced from 16 exons.
GUCUGUGUGGAAUUUCAUGGUCUCUGGACACUAAUCGGGUGGGCGUUGGGAUUUAGCACAAGCUUUUCAGUUUUUUUCCUAUUCAAUUCAAGCUUUUCAAGACUCUUGGGAGCACGUAGAAGAAAUACUUCCGCAUUACUUUUCAGCCAAGCCUUCUAUUCUGAGACCUGCCUACAUUGUGAACACUCGCUGGCUUGUACGUUCAGUAUAGACGAUCCCAUUGCUGGAAAGUAAAAAAAAAAAAAAAAAAAAUCAGGUUAAUAGCAAAGCAGACCUCAAAGUCCACCCUACAGUCAGUACAGUGAGAAAGGCUUAAAGCGACACCCUCGUUCCUUGAAGCCUGAAAAUGCCUGCUAUGGGCGCGCGAUGUCUGAAGCAAAUCGGAUGCCUCAGCCUAAGAACUUAUUCCAAAACUUCUGGAAAGCCGAAGCUGAAAUAUGACGCUGUGAUCAUCGGAGGAGGACACAAUGGCCUGGUAGCGGCAGCUUAUCUACAGAAGUCUGGGGUGAACUGUGUGGUACUUGAGAGGCGUCACGUGAUUGGCGGAGCAGCGGUUACUGAAGAGAUUAUUCCAGGUUUUAAGUUCUCCAGAGCGUCCUAUCUCCUCAGUCUCCUGAGACCACAGAUAUACAAAGACCUGGAACUAAAGAGACACGGAUUGAAAAUUUAUUUCAGAGACCCUCAUUCCUUCACUCCAUUACUGGAAAAUGUAGGCGGACGUCCUCCGAGGUCCCUCACUCUUGGGACAGAUAUGACUGAGAACCAGAGGCAGAUAGCACAAUUUUCGGAAAAAGAUGCCAAGGCCUAUCCAGAAUAUGAGGAUUUCAUGAAUCGUCUUGUGGCAGCUAUAGACCCUCUCCUUGAUGCCCCCCCUGCAGACACCGCAGCCAUAGCACAGGGGUCUCUGAUGACAAGACUGAAGUCCCUUAAGACACUACGUCCCUUAUUGAAAGCAGGUGUUACACUGGGGAGUCAACUUCCUAAAUAUUACCAAGUCCUUACCGCUCCAAUAUCUAAGAUAUUGGAUGAAUGGUUUGAGUCUGAACCUUUGAAGUGCACUCUCGCCACGGAUGCCGUAAUUGGAGCAAUGUCUUGUCCAGCCACACCCGGCAGUGGGUAUGUUUUACUCCAUCAUGUCAUGGGGGAACUGGAAGGGAAGAAGGGAUCAUGGGGCUAUGUAGAAGGAGGAAUGGGCAUGGUGUCCAAUGCAAUUGCCAAGGCUGCUAAGGAAUUGGGGGCUGAAAUUUACACAGAAAAGACAGUGGUGCAGAUCCUGGUGGACAACCAAGGGAAAGCGAUUGGUGUGGCCCUACAGGAUGGAACAGAAAUACGGAGUAGGUUGGUCCUGUCCAAUGCAACACCUCACCACACCUUUCUGAGUAUGACACCAAAGGAGCGAUUGCCGGAGGAUUUUAUAACAAUGAUUACACAGUUUGAUGCCAAGUCCCCAGUUACCAAAAUAAAUGUGGCUGUGGAUCGGUUACCAAACUUCCUGUCCAGACCGAACACACCCGAUGGCAAACCACUGCCUCAUCACCGCUGCUCCAUCCAUCUCAACAGUGAGGAAAUGCAGCUGCUUAAUACCGCCUAUGAGGACGCCAGUAAGGGGCGGCCGUCUGAACGGCCAAUGAUCGAGCUCUGCAUUCCCUCAUCCCUGGACCCGACCCUCGCUCCUCCAGGAUGUCAUGUUAUUUCAAUCUUCUCCCAGUAUACACCGUACACCCUCAGCGAGGGAAGAACAUGGAGCAAUGAGGAAAGGGAUAACUAUGCAGAUAAUGUUUUUGACUGGAUAGAAAAAUAUGCUCCGGGCUUCAAGGCGUCGGUGAUCGGCAGAGACGUCCUCACGCCACCGGACCUGGAAAGGAUAUUCGGUCUCACUGGAGGGAACAUUUUCCAUGGGAGCAUGUCUCUGGACCAGUUGUAUUUUUCUCGCCCAGUACCAGGAUUUGCCAAUUAUAAGACCCCUAUCCCAGGUCUUUACAUGUGCAGCAGUGGAGCACAUCCAGGUGGAGGUGUUAUGGGCGCCCCAGGAAGAAACGCAGCGCUGGCAGCUUUACAGGACCUCAAGCUUCGGUCUUGAUAUUCUGGAAAAACGCUAUAUCCUCCAUUGUUACAUUCAAAUAAAGUGAAUACUU